This is a messenger RNA of Carassius auratus (goldfish), 3929 nucleotides long. Its product is annotated as toll-like receptor 13. The transcript has a single exon. Gene Ontology annotation, cellular component: plasma membrane. NCBI's taxonomy places the organism in Eukaryota, Metazoa, Chordata, Actinopteri, Cypriniformes, Cyprinidae. The record is from RefSeq and is a predicted model, not a curated record. Gene Ontology annotation, biological process: toll-like receptor signaling pathway; inflammatory response. Gene Ontology annotation, molecular function: signaling receptor activity; protein binding. The coding region runs from base 896 to 3736 and encodes 946 amino acids.
UUUUUUUUUUUUUUUUUUUUAACCAUGUUUGAACAAUGGGACUAUUCCAUGUACAGAGGAUUUUUUUUCUUUUUUUAUAUAUAAAGCAUUUAACUGCCUUAAAUUACUUAACAUCUAAACACUAACAGAAACAUUGCUUACGUUUUAUUUUGUUGGUGAUAUUUAUAUGCAAAAUACCAUUAAAAAAAAAUUAUAUUCAAAAGUGUGAUGUCAGCUCUCGAUCCUAGCAGACUUUAAACUGUAAAAUUUAAUUAUUGCACUUCACCAGAAGCUAAUUAUAUUGGCGAUGUAUUAUACCCUACGUGAGAGUAAUUGUUAUGAGAGUGCCCCUAAAUUGGCUUAUAUAAAAAAUAUCACACUUGUCACACUGCAGUUUCUCAGAAAUUACUGAAAUUUGAUCAAAUUCAGCUAAACAAUAAUCAGCUCAGAAUGGCUAAAUGAGCUUUCAGAACUUGAUCCUAAAAGAGAUAGUUCACCCAAAAAUGUAAAUCUUCUAUCUUCAUUCACUCACCCCCAUGUUGUUCUAAACCUAUAUGACUUUUGUUCUUAUGUGGAACAUUGAUGCAUUUUGAUGAAGAAUGUUGAUAACCAAACAGUUUUAGUGCGCAUUGACUUCCAUUGUGAUAUUUAUGAUCAACAUGAGAAACGCAAGACUUAAAAAAAAAAAAGAAAAGGUUGACAAAACUUCUCUUUUAAACCCUCAUGUGUAUGUGUUAAUACCACAGAGAAAUAAGGCAGCAGACUAAGAGCCACACAUUUGUAGAAUUUGGAGACUGAAAAGGGAAGUUUAGUUUCUUAUUCAAAUGUUCUGACAUGGUUUAUAACCUCCAGUGAAAGAACGAUUAAACCAAGACAAGAAGAAUCAUAAGCUGUAAAGAUCACAGAGGAACUGAAGAUGGUAUCUCUGUUCUCACUCUACAUACUGCUUCUGAAGACUUCAUGCAUAUGUUCUUGGCUUGCUGAUAAAUGCCUUUUCUACAGUGAUGUGAAAGAGUUUCCUGUUGAAACAACCUGUGCUGGAAAAACAAACAUUGCUGAGUGCCAUCAUGUAACUAACAUUAAAGAAGACCUGCGUGGACUUCCAUCAAACUUACUUAACCUCUGCAUUCAAAUGGAACCAGACUUCCAUGGUGCCUUGGCUCCAGACUCAUUCUCACGCUUUGCUUCUUUGGAAUACCUGGAAAUUGUUGGAUGUUUCUCAGAGAUCCCCCCAGAGGCUUUUAAUGAACUGACCAACGUAUCUUCAUUAACACUGUCUUUCUUGUCUACAGAAAUCUGCUGUGAGGUAGCUCUUGAUUUCAGUCGCCUUUCCUCACUUAACCAUUUGUCUCUUUCACAGUACAGUUUAUCACCACUGGCACCAAAUGUUUUUGAGACGAUUCCUCUGCUGCAAAAAUUAAAGAUACUCAAUGUGUGCUUGAAGAAUAUAUCUGAGGUUGUUUGUCGACUUGCAAAAGCAAAAUCACUGAAGCUGUUUAAGUUAGAGGAAUAUGAGCUAAAUAGACUUCAUUACCCUAACUGCUCGGUGUUCAACAUCUCUGACAGUUACAUAUCAACUGAGUUCGAUAUUGAAGAGGUACAUUUUUAUUUAGGAAUAGUAGAGCAUGUAGACCAGGGAGCUUUAAAAGCAUUGGGAAAUAUCUAUAGAUUGUGCUUUGUUUCAAACACUGAUUUCCUCAGAGAUCUUUCUUUAUUUGGAGUACAUAAAAUUCAUGAUUUGAGUGUAAGAGUGGAUGUACUUAAUGUUGAUGACUUGUGUACUGCAGCAAAGUCAUAUUCAGUUGAGUCUUUAGAAGUUCGUUAUGAGACUAUUAACAUGCCACUAACCCCUGCUAAUAUCUCACAUGGCUGUGAUGAUAUUAAGGGAAUUGUGCUCAAAGGUAACAUAUAUGUGUAUAAGAUUGUAGAUCUCUUGGAUGUAUAUUCAGUCUUUCAGAUUUUCAGAAAUCUCACUCUUGUUAACAUAAUUAAGCAUGUGCUCAGACCAAAUGAUUUCUUUUCUCUUUGUGCUUCAUUUCCACAGACGGUCAAAAGUCUUUCUGUUAUGAUACUAAGCACAAAUAACAUAGAUAAGAUCAUUUCCAACCAGUUUUAUUGUUUUGCAGUUCUUGAAAUGCUGGACCUAUCCGUCAGUAACAUUUCUAACAUAGAAGAUUUUGCAUUCAUUGGAUUACCCAAGUUAAAAGAGCUAAAACUCUGUAGCAAUAAGUUAUCUUACAUUUAUCGACAUGCAUUCAGUGGUUUAUAUGGACUUAUGGUCUUAGAUCUCCAAGAAAAUCCUUUAAUUCAUAUUGAACCAGCAUCAUUUGGAGAUCUGAUUAACCUUAGUGCACUUCUGCUGGGAGAUCUGAACUUCCCACCUGCUGUGACACUGAUCACACUCCAUUUUUCUGAUAUAUUUGGAAUCAUUCCAUAUAAUUUAAGUUACGUUUUAAUUAGUUCAGGCUUGAGACCAAUGCAGCUUGUGGUCAGGAGCAAUGCUACACUGGGUCAGGGUCUAACCUUCCACAUUAAAAGUGAAUAUGUGACCGUUGAGGGCUGCAACAGUUCACUCUUGACAUAUGUAGACACCCUUAAGAUAAAUGCAGCAUAUAUGAACUGUGGAAAUGAAUUCAUUGGGAAAUAUGUAAGAUCGGUCGUCAAUCUGGAAUUUCGGUCAGUGUUCUCAGACGGUAUUGGAGACUUGGCUGUAAUCAAUCAACUUGUUCAUUUAAAAACCCUAAAACUGGAAAACAUUGACUUGACGAAGCAGCCGAACCUGGCCACAAUGUUUCACAAUCUGACAAAACUCCAGACGCUGAUCCUGACAAACUGCAGAAUGUUCUUUCUGGAUGGAAGUCUGACCAAAGACUUAAAAGCAUUGACAGGUCUAGUACUUAUACCCAAAGAUAAAAUCAAUGUUCUUCAAAACUUGGUGGAACAUCUCACUAGUUUGAAGUACCUCCAUCUUCUGGGCUUGGGUCUGUACUGCAACUGUGAUAAUGCGUGGCUGGUCUCAUGGGCGAAGGACAACAGGAAGGUGCAGGUUGCCAUGUUCAAGCCCACCAUGAAAGAACUGCAGUGCUUGACUGACAAUGGAAUCGACCACCUUAACUUUGUUGAUUAUUCCAAAACCUGUUUAUUUGAUAUCGAAUUUGUGUUCUUCACCUCCACCUCUGGCUUUUUGUGUAUUUUUAUUAUUGUGGUACUGUCAUAUAAGUUUGCAGGCCAAUAUAUUGCGCCAUUCUAUCACAUCGCCAGUGGAUGGUUACGAGAGGCUUUGCAUGUGAACAGUAAACACCAGUACCGCUACGAUGUUUUUGUGUCCUACAGCAGUAAGGACGAGAAUUGGGUCAUGGAGGAACUUCUUCCAAAUUUAGAGCAGCGGGGACCUCCAUUUUUGCGUCUCUGCCUUCAUAGUCGGGACUUUCAACUGGGACAAGACAUUGUGGAAAACAUCACAGACAGCAUCUAUGCAAGUCGCCGGACUCUUUGUCUCAUCAGUCGCAACUACAUCCGUAGCAACUGGUGUUCAUUAGAGAUGCAGCUGGCCACCUACCGGCUCCAAGUUGAACACAGGGACAUUCUUAUCCUGGUGUUCCUAGAAAUGAUUCCGUCUCGCUUGCUAUCCUCCCAUCAUAGAUUGGCCCGGCUGGUAAAAACUAGAACCUAUCUAGACUGGCCACGGGAGCCUGAGAUGCAUGAGGCAUUCUGGGACAGGUUGUGGUGUAAACUGAGCUCCGAUAAAACAAACUAAACUUCAUUUCUAUACUGUAUAGUUCCAAAAGAAAAAGAAAAAAACUAAACCAAAAUCAAUCGGCAAUUUUUUUGUUUCUAUUUUUUUGUUUCUAGUUUCUUUUUUUAAUAAUUUUAAAUGAAUAUACUGUAUACACAUGUUACAACUAUUUUGUAAUGCAUUUGCUUUUUAUAAUAUGCUUUAAUAAACCUGG